AUAUAUACCAAACUGUGGGAAAACUCAAACAAGAAGCAAACAGCCACGAGAAGGCAAAAAAAAAAAAAAAAAAAACCCAGCAAAAACUCUGAAGAAAAGUUCGUUGCUUUCUGCUUCACUGCGAAGAUGAACGGUGGUCCAUCUGGUUUCACAAAUGCUCCCGUCACAAGGGCCUUCAUCAUCGCUUCGGCGCUUUUCACAAUCUUCUUUGGGAUCCAAGGCCGUUUCGGCACUCUGGGGUUGUCGUAUCAGGAUAUUUUUGGAAAGAUUCGCCUUUGGAAGUUGAUCAUGUCCAUAUUUUCCUUCUCGUCAACACCAGAGUUGAUGUUUGGACUGUAUCUUCUAUAUUACUUCAGGGUCUUUGAGCGACAGAUAGGUUCCAAUAAAUACUCAGUCUUUAUCGUGUUCUCCAUAUUAACUUCACUACUGCUUGAGGUCCUUGCUGUAGCACUUUUAAAAGAUCCUACAGCAAACCUAGUCACUCCUGGACCAUAUGGCCUUAUAUUUGCUUCAUUUGUACCCUUUUUCUUUGACAUUCCAGUUUCAACACGGUUUCGUGUGUUUAGCUUCCUCUUCUCAGACAAGUCAUUCAUAUAUCUAGCUGGUCUUCAGCUUCUUUUGUCAUCAUGGAAAAGGUCUAUCUUACCGGGGAUGUGUGGCAUCCUUGCUGGUUCCUUGUACCGUUUGAAUGUCUUUUACAUUCGCAAAGCAAAGUUCCCAGAGAUGAUCUCAUCAUUAUUUUCAAGAAUUUCGUUGCCAUCUAUGGGGAGUCCACGUGCACCAUCAUCAGCAAGGAAUGUUGUCAGGAAUUUACCUUCCUAUCCAACUCACCAAAUGGAGAGAAACUACCCUGCUCCAAUGCAAGCUGCAGUAGAGCCAACGGAGGACUCGAUCACUACCCUUGUCUCUAUGGGCUUUGACAGGAAUUCUGCCAGACAAGCCCUAGUGCAGGCCAGAAAUGAUGUCAAUGUGGCCACCAACAUCCUACUGGAGGCACAGUCGCACUAAUUCCAUAAAUGUAGCGCAUAAAUGAGAGCCGGAUUGUUCUGAAUUGAUAGAUGGAAUCCUAAUCAAUGAAGGAUUAGAAAUUCACUAAUCAUGAUGUGAGGAUGUUUGUGAACUUCAGGCAUUCCUAUAUAGUAUCAUCCUCAAGGACUCCUGCUUUCUGAGGAUCAUUUUUCCCACCUUAACUUGAAUCUUUAGAUAAAAUAUCUUGAGUACUGGCAUUGAUAGACAAAUGAGUUAGGAUCCUGUACAAAAUACUUGCAACAUAUGGAAAAUUAUGCACAUUUUUAUGAAGUGUGAAUCAGAUAUUUGUAGUUGCAGGUUCUUCUGUGCCACCCACAAACUAAAUUAAAAAUCAUAUUGCAAAUUGUUGAGGUUAA
Glycine soja is the source of this 1385-nucleotide messenger RNA. Its product is annotated as rhomboid-like protein 20. Gene Ontology annotation, cellular component: membrane. Gene Ontology annotation, molecular function: serine-type endopeptidase activity; protein binding. The transcript has 8 exons. The record is from RefSeq and is a predicted model, not a curated record. Lineage: Eukaryota; Viridiplantae; Streptophyta; Magnoliopsida; Fabales; Fabaceae. Bases 127 to 1008 code for a protein of 293 amino acids.